Anopheles marshallii is the source of this 834-nucleotide messenger RNA. RefSeq lists its product as uncharacterized. The record is from RefSeq and is a predicted model, not a curated record. Lineage: Eukaryota; Metazoa; Arthropoda; Insecta; Diptera; Culicidae. The transcript is spliced from 2 exons. The coding region runs from base 1 to 834 and encodes 277 amino acids.
AUGUCCAAAGUGCCCGCUGGAAGACUGCGGCAACCUGCGUCGAACGUUAUAAGCGAACAACCACACGCAUUGGUCGAUAGUUUAUCGACGAUAGCACCGUCUCUUGGAAGUUUAUCGGCCCUAAAGCUUGGUGGUUCUUCGGCACCGGCACCCGCAGGGAUUGAUAUACCAUUUGCUGGACGCGGUUUGGAUACGCUCACUUCCAAUCAGUAUGGGCAGCUCGGUGUCAGUGCCGUCACCGAAGGCGUUUUCACGAACGAUGGUCACUUUAAUAAGGCGCUCAGUGAGGCGGUGACCGAGAGCGCUGGCCACCUCGUGUCGGAUAUGAUCGGCGAGGAAACGGUGACAAAAAUGGAGCAACGAUACGCGAAGGCGGUGGAUAAAAUCACCGAUGUCGAGAUGUCGGCGGGACAGAUAGCGAUGGCCGGUCGAUCGCUGGCCUAUCUGGAUGGGGAUGAAGCGACCGAUAUACCGGACGCAGGUGAAAUGCCGGAUGCCUUUUCCACGGAGUUGCUCGAACCGGAAGCGGAUGCGGUAGCGACGGACCUGUACGAACUGGAUGCCGAACAGCUGGGGCAGAUAGCAGUGACUGCGGGAUAUAUACCACAGAUGGAGGUACCCGAUGGAGCUGCUGAUGCUGCUGAGGCGGAUGGGUGCUGCGGUUGCUGUGGAGACGACGCCGGCGGUGAUGAUGAUCUGUGCGGCUGUGGAGAGAUGUGCGUCAUGUGCGGCUGUGGUGGUUGCUGUGACUGUGGCGAUUGUUUCGGGUGCGGCGAUUGCAUCGGCUGCGGUGACUGUCCGAGUUGCUGUUCGUUCGAUUGCUCCAUAAUGUGA